AUGUCGACGACAACUACAAGCACUCGCAACUGCGAACCUUAUGACAGCCACACCGACACCGACGACGAUUGGUGCUCCGGCAUCAAGAAGCCCGCACAUCACAAGAACCCCAUCACCGGCGGCUCGUGGACCGUCGUGACCCUCCAGAGCGCCCGAGACGACUGCGUACAUGACAUGGACCGCUCCGACGUCGAGCUCACCCCCAAGGAACGCCUUCAGAUCAUCGCCGGCGCCUCGGUCAGGCUAGCAGUGGCACCGAUGCAGGGGCUGAUGGCCCGGAGCAGACGGCACGGGGACUGGACGUCCUUCACCAUCACCAGCACCGCCACGAGCCAGCGGAAGUGCCAAGUCGAGCGUUUUUGA
Pyricularia pennisetigena is the source of this 363-nucleotide messenger RNA. RefSeq lists its product as uncharacterized. The record is from RefSeq and is a predicted model, not a curated record. The coding region runs from base 1 to 363 and encodes 120 amino acids. The transcript is spliced from 2 exons. Lineage: Eukaryota; Fungi; Ascomycota; Sordariomycetes; Magnaporthales; Pyriculariaceae.